AUGGAUGCGUCGCUGGCUUCUUACCACGCGCGUCUAGCCACCUUUGAGGGAUUAGCUACGACAGGCAAGGGGCGACGUACAAGCAACAGAUCUAAGAAGGCAGGAGCGAAAUCGAAGGCUUCAUGGCCCCUUACAGCACCCUCGGCACAGGAUUUGGCAUAUGCUGGUUUUGUAUGGAAGCCCACAUCUACGAGCCCCGACAACGUACAAUGCUUCAGCUGCGAGUGCCAACUAGACGGUUGGGAGGAAGCGGACAUUCCUGCAUAUGAACACGCAACACAUUCCCCAAGCUGUGGUUUCGCAACAAUCGCCUGCAUCCGUCUCCGUGCGGGCGAUCCCGGCAGGACUGAAGAUGAUCCGACCUCGGAAGCCAUGGUAGCAGCACGCCGCUCGACCUUUGGGGAUAUGUGGCCACUCGACGUUACAGCUGGCUACCCCAGUGUCGACCAGAUGGUAGACGCCGGCUGGUUCUACGACCCUGCAACAGACACACCCGAUGGCGUUACCUGCCCAUACUGCUCUCUGGCACUAGAUGCAUGGGAUAUCGGCGACGAUCCUUUGCAGGAGCACCGCCGAAGAUCUCCUGACUGUCUCUUCUUCGUCCUCUCCGAACUUUACAAACCCGCCCCAGCACCCAAGAAAGCCAAGCGUGCUUCCAAAGCUAAGCGCGCCUCAACCCGCUCGUCAACUGCAUCUACAGCAAGCAAGAGAGCCACACGUGGCAAGAAGCGAACGAGCGAGGCAGUUGAGGAAACCGAGUACUCUGAAGUCAUCCAGCCUGUUCUGAAACGUGUGCGAUCCUCGAGCAUUGAAAGCUUCCCUAGUGAUCUUCCUGUGGGAACGCCUAAGAAAACGCCGACAGGAAUCAGGGACACUGCUAUGGAUGACUUUGACAUGUCGAGCCUCCCGGCGGACCUAGCAGUUGGGACACCCAAGAGGACGCCGCCUAUGAUGAGUGAAGCAGAUGACAUACCAGAGCCUAUCAGCUGGAAACCUGCUGAUGUUGAUGCUGUAAUUACAUCCCAAGAAGAGGCCCACGGUUAUCUCAGCGAAAUCCUUGCUGAUUCUGGUCUGGACAACGUUCAGACGGCAGACAUGACGCCUGAAGAACUGUACGAAUACGUUAUGGCUAGCCUGACGGACGAAGAGAAGCGCAUGACGAUUGAACAGUGGGUUUUGCACAACGCGAAGAGGGGCGAAGAAAAACUCCGCAUGGCCUGCGAACAACAGAUACUCGCAUUCGAGGCCGAGGGUCAACGUGCCAUGGCUGUCCUCGAGGGCAUCCCCACAAUCUAA
This is a messenger RNA of Bipolaris oryzae ATCC 44560, 1296 nucleotides long. RefSeq lists its product as uncharacterized. NCBI's taxonomy places the organism in Eukaryota, Fungi, Ascomycota, Dothideomycetes, Pleosporales, Pleosporaceae. The record is from RefSeq and is a predicted model, not a curated record. The coding region runs from base 1 to 1296 and encodes 431 amino acids. The transcript has a single exon.